Angiostrongylus costaricensis is the source of this 612-nucleotide messenger RNA. Lineage: Eukaryota; Metazoa; Nematoda; Chromadorea; Rhabditida; Metastrongylidae. The record is from the annotation of a GenBank genome assembly.
GAGAAAUCAGGAAUGAAUCCGGUAGAUUUUCCUUCAGACGGCGAGUUGAUUACCGCCAUUGCUACUUGCCAUUCUCUCACUAAAAUUCAUGGUGAAUUACAUGGCGAUCCCCUUGAUUUGAUUCUCUUUAACAAGACCGGAUGGGCGAUGAUGGAAACGGUUGAUGAUAGGGAAGAGAGCGAAAUGCAGCUCUACGAUAACGUCCAGGUACAAGUGGAUCUAUACGCACAGCAUGGCUAUCGUUUGAUUGCGGUGGCACGAAAAGCGCUCGAACUGAGCUAUGCAAAAGCUUCGAAAGUUCCUCAUAAUAUGGUUGAAAACGAUUUGACGCUUCUGGGUCUCGUAGCAUUAGAAAACAGAGUAAAAUCCGUUACUAAGGGAGUGAUUAAUCAACUGAAUCGUUGCAAAGCCACAGGCACCGAUCUGGAGCUAUGUGCGAGAAUCUCUUAUCCAAACCUGCUAUUUUCACUCAAGGCUGCACCAUGUUCCAAAAAGACAGUUGAUGGAGACUCGGUUUCUGUUGAUGUUGGAAAGAAGCAUAGUCUCGAAAGUUCCUACCAACUUUCCAUUUCAGGCCCGACAUUUGCCAUUGUAACACAUCACUAUCCCUAA